Messenger RNA from Scophthalmus maximus (turbot), 6743 nucleotides. It is a transcript of the gene acin1a, whose product is annotated as apoptotic chromatin condensation inducer 1a. The record is from RefSeq and is a predicted model, not a curated record. Gene Ontology annotation, molecular function: nucleic acid binding. The transcript is spliced from 18 exons. The coding region runs from base 516 to 5792 and encodes 1758 amino acids. Lineage: Eukaryota; Metazoa; Chordata; Actinopteri; Pleuronectiformes; Scophthalmidae.
GGGGAAAGUUAAGGGACGCUUACCAUCGCACCGACUUCUUUUUCUGCACACUCUACUCGGACAGUAGUUUUUUCUCCUACAAUCUGAACACAAACACGUUUUCACGACGGUUAAAUGUGCAAAGAAAAGGGAAAGGGGAGAGUUGAUCGGUCGGCGGGGUGGGUUGAGUUCCCCUUAAAUCGUCCCUUAACAACAACGAAUUGGAAGCUGACUUCAGCGUCCUGCGAGAGAUUACGCAGUUGACGAACGGUGUGGUGUAGAGUACUAAGCCUGCGCAGAUUUUGCGCAAAAUUCGUUGUUGACCGAAUAAAAAAAUGAUUAAAACCCCCCAAAAUGCGUUUAAUAUAUAAAACAGAUAUAUGUAAUAGUGCAUCAUUUGAAUUCGUCCAUUUAAAACGUUGACGAGAGGUUUUAUUUAUUUGAUAUUUGAUUAGGGGGAAGUCGUCGACGGUGACGCUGCGAGGUGGAAGGCGUUGCUCGGCGCUCUCGCUGGGAAGUGACUAGAGGAACGGAAAAUGGCGGACCUCGAAGACGUUACGCUGGACGGCAGAACGCUCCAGUCCCUUCGAGUUGCGGACUUGAAAGCCGCGCUCGAGGAGAGGGGACUCUCGAAAAGCGGCCAGAAGAAUGCGCUCAUCAAACGACUCAAGGGGGCUCUCAUGCUGGAGAAUCUGCAGAGGACCUCCACCGCUCACAUUGGCCUGCAGCCAAACUCUCAGAUUGGUGAGGAAAUGAGCCAGAACAGCUUCAUCAAGCAGUAUCUGGCUAAACAACAGGAGCUCCUGAGGCAGCGUCUGGAGAGGGAGGCCCGCGAGGCCUAUGACACUAAUGAGGAAGAGGCCCAUGCCGAAGUGAACAAUAGUUCAUCAUGUCCUCCUCAAGCUCAGGAUGUCACACCAGCAGUGGCUGAGCAGCACAAGCCACCUGGCCCUUCUGGAGAGGGAUUGUUUGCUGCAGGGAAUGAGGGAGAGGGCAACGGGGAGAAGGAGGCUGACAUGUCAUGUCCGCCUGCGUCUGGCUCUGUGGCCAUGCGUGGUUCUGCUGGUGAAAACCGGCCAGAGAGGGGUUCCGCAUCCAGCGAGGUCGCAGCUGACAGUGACGAUGAGGAUAGCGACGAUGGAGAGGAGGAUGGUGACGAUGACGAUUGGGACAGCAGUGCUCGGAGGAGAAGCCUCAGAGAGCCCGCCAGAGCGCCCUCAACCAGAGAGAGGUCUGGAGCGUCAUGUCAACCCCAGCAGCAACACAUCCCUUCCCUUUUGUCUCCUCAGCUCCGCCAGCCCACACCUCCCCCCUCACCGCCUCCAGAGUUGUCAUUCCCCUUGCCUGACACCCCUAAACAGAGCCCUCCUAGUCCAGAUGUAGGCCCAGCUAGGCGCUCUUCCAGUACCUCCAGCUCGGGUUCCUCCAGCAGCGGCAGCCGUAGUAGCAGCCCAGAGCCACAGAGGAGUGGACAUGCCGAGCGCAAGCCCGGCCCAUUGACCCUUCUGGCACGUAAAAUGGCAAAAGAAGGAGCUUUCUCUGGAGCAGGUUGGCACGGCAGCGUUGGAGAAGGCGAUAGGCAGGGUUGCAGUACACUAGCAGCAUCGUUUCCUGGCAGAGCACCUCCAGAGGGUCUUGUAUCUGCCAUCACCCACACAGCCAACACUGCAGGCCAUGUGCCAUUUCCCAUGAUACCAGGCACCAACCAGGGUGUCACAGGAGCACAUUCAGCCCAUAUUCAAGUACCCGUGAGUGUUCUCAAGGCCACUGCAACCGAAGAGAGGGACAGAGAGAGGGAAUCUGAGAUGGCAAGAGAACAGGCCGUUGAGCUGGAAAGACAAGAGGGGCAGAGAAAACUCGAGCAAGAGAAAGCAAUGGAGUUAGAGCGGGAAAGGGCUCUUGCAUUAGAGCGAGAGGAAAAGCAGCGAGCUUUGGAGAGAGAGAGAAUUGAGCGACAGCAGGCCUUGGAAAGAGAAGAGCGAGAAAAAGCCUUACAGAGGGAGAGGGAACUAGCUCUUGAGCGAGAAAGGCAGGAGAGGGAACUUGCUCUUGCUCUUGAGCGGGAGAGGCAGGAGAGGGAACUUGCUCUUGCCCUUGAGCGAGAGAGGCAGGAGAGGGAACUAGCUUUGGCUAAAGAGAGGGAGGAGCGAGAGCAAGCCUUAGCACGAGAGAGGGCCCUGGAGCUGGAGAGACAGAAGGAGCUCGAAAGACAGAGGGCUCUGGAGCAAGAACGUUUACAGAGAGAAAGGGAGGAGAGGGAGAAAUUCGAGAGGGAAGAAAUGGAGAAAGCGAUGGAGCUAGAAAGAGUCAAGGCAUUGGAGAGAGAACGGGCUCUUGAGCAAGAGAGGUUGGAGAAGGAAAGAGCUUUAGAGGCCGAGAGAAAGGAGAGGGAGAGGAUUGAAAGAGAGAAGGCUUUGGAGCAGGAAAGGCUGGAAAGGGAAACGUUAGAGAGGGAGAAAGCCUUGGAGCAAAAGAGAAUACAGAGAGAGAAAGCACUGGAGCAAGAGAGACUAGAAAGGCAGAGAGCCCUGGAGCAAGAAAGAAUGGAGAGAGAGAAAACUUUGGAGCGGGAGAGAAUUGAGAGAGAGGAAGCUUCAGAGCGAGAGAGAAUAGAAAGAGAAAAGGCUCUCCAGCAAGAAAGAUUCGAAAGGGAAAGAGCCCUAGAGCAAGAGAGGUUGGAGCUUGAGAGGAAAGAAAAAGAGAGAAUAGAGAGAGAGAAAGAACUGGAGCGAGAGAGGAUAGAGAGGGAAAAGGCCUUGGAACGAGAAAGGGAGGCAAAAGAGAAAAAGGCGAGGGAGGCAGCUCUGGAACGGGAGAUGGUGGAGAAGGAAAGAGCUGAAAGGGAGAGGAAAGAAAAGCUAGAGAGGGAGAAAGCCCUAGAGCAAGAGAAACUUGAAAUGGAGAUAGCCUUAGAGAAGGAGCGGAAGGAGAAUGAGAGAGCCCUGGAGGAAGAGAGGGCUCUGGAACGUCAAAGAUUAGAGAAAGAAAAAGCCAUGCAGAAAGAAAGGCAGGAGCAGGAGAGGGCGCUGGAGCAGGAGAAAGAGCGAGCUAGGCUGGCUGAGAAGGAGAGGGAGAGUCACCUCCCUCCAUCCAAACGUGGCCGUGAGAUUGGUCUCACCCCCCUGCCCACUCCUCCCCCCCUCUCCACAGGGCCAGCUCGAAAACCCUCGACUGAGGCAGGAGCGCAGGAAGACGUCCACGCCCCAGUGCCGCGGAGUGAACCCCAAUCAGCAGUGUCCGGUGCGCCCAUGUCACCGACACCCCUGUCGCCACAGUCUUCAUUUAAGAAGUUCCGGUUCCUGAGGGACUCUCCGAUUCAGCCCAAACCCUCCUCUGCUUCCAUGGUUAUCAAGCGGCCCCGUACUUUCUCCGAUACCCCUCAGCCACGGGCUUCGCCCGUCUUCUCCCCAGCCAGCGUUGCGGGAACACAGCAGGAAGAACACCGGCCCUCUGCUGAACAGGAAGACCAACGCAUGCAGACACACUCUGAGGUUGUUGCCGCACCGCCUGGAUCCACAAAAGAAGAGGCCACAAACCUCAUAUCUGAGGACAAAGAACCGGCAGAUUCACCAAAGUCAGAACACACUGCCAAGGAUUCCACCAAAAAAACAAACGUGGAGGAGAAAAAGUGUCCUUCGAGCCCACCGGAUGCAGCUCAGCGGAAGGGGAGAGAUGCUAAGAAGGAACCAACUAGACGCAGGUCAUCUUCGAAUGAUUCCUCUUCCUCAGACUCAGACUCUGGGUCCUCAUCAUCUCGGUCCUCAAGGUCAUCUGCAUCUUCCCAAGAGGAAACCUCCUCAUCCAGAGGUAGACGGGAGGGGAAACCUGAAAGAGAUUCCUCACCACAGCAUAGGGCGACAGUAGAGAUCAGGGCUGAGGGUCCACAACAAAUCCCAAAAGUCUCCCCUCGCAAAAGAGCGACGUCUGGAGAGAAGAGCAACACAGCUGCUGAUGGAGACAGUCGCACCCAGGAACCUUUCAUCGAAGAUCCACCUGGAGAUGGGACACAAAGGAAAAGAAAGGACAGUGAGAGAGAAGAGGAAAAGGACAAACAAAGGAAGGUGAAGGAGACUGCCAUGGCAGAGUCCGAGAAGCCUUCGGAGAACAGCGAGGAGACACCAAAGGCCUUCUCAGCUCGUAAGAUCUCUCUUAGCAGCAACAAAUUGUCCCCGGGCAGUACCGAGGCUGAGCAGGAGUCUGGUUCCGCGGCCGGUCGCAAGCGGAGAUGGGGUUCCAGCACAGCUGUUACUGCCAAGAAACCUUCCAUCAGCAUCACCACUGACUCAUUGAAGUCUCUGAUCCCAGACAUUAGACCGUGCCUCGGACAAGAGGCAAUAGUGGAUCUGCACCCCGAGGAAGCAGCCCUCUCUGGGGUGGAGGACGAAGAGAGGGAACGCUCUGACCAGGACCUUCAGAUCCGUCGCACUGUCACACAGGUGGUGCACCCAGAGAGUCAGGAGAAUGGACAGAAAGAAGCGAAGAGGAGCAGGCAUGAGGAGCAGCAGGAGGAGGACGAUCUACAGGGAGACAGAGAUGGGGAAAGAACGAGGGUGCACGAAGAGAAAAUGGACACCUCAUUUCCUGCGACAGUGGAAACCCCAUCACCAUCACAAACCAGCCAUGAUGUCGAAAUCAACACUGUGACCCCCGGCGACACCCUCAUCCGUCGCUCCAUCAGCCAGCAGAAGACAGGCGUCUCUAUAACAAUCGACGACCCUGUUCGCGCGUCCCGUCAGCCUUCACCGCCUCGUGGCAACGUCUCCAACAUUGUUCACGUCUGCAACCUGGUGAGGCCUUUCACUCUGGGGCAGCUGAAGGAGCUGCUCAGCCGAACUGGCACUCUGGUGGAGGAGGGCUUCUGGAUUGACAAGAUCAAGUCUCACUGCUACGUCACUUACUCCAGCUCGGACGAGGCGGUUGCCACACGGGCAGCUCUUCAUGGAGUGAAAUGGCCUCAGAGUAACCCAAAAGUCCUCAGCGUCGACUUCUGCCAGCAAAAUGAGUUGGACUUCCACAAAGGCCUAGGCGCGGCUGACAGACCUGGAGCCGAGGAACAGGGGCCUGGCCCUGGUCGAGGUCGAACAUCGGGCCUGCCCUCUCUCCUCCCCGAGCGAGACCAGUGGGCUGAGCGUGAGCGCGAAAUGGAGCGCCGGGAGAAGGCCCGGGCAGAGCGGGAGUGGGAUCGGGACAAGGUCAAAGAGUUCGGGAAGCCCGGGGGAGAGAAGGAGGGAGGGCCCCGGAGGUCGCGCUCCAGAGAGCGAAAACGCAAGGAGAGGGGAAAGAGCAAGGAGAAGAAGAGUGAAAAGAAGGAGAAAGCAGCAGAGGAUCCACCUGCAAAGCUUCUUGAUGACCUGUUCCGCAAAACUAAAGCAGCUCCCUGCAUUUACUGGCUUCCACUUACAGAGGAGCAGUUUGCUCAGCGAGAAGCUGCAAGAGCCGAGCGGACGAAGGAGCGCGAGAAACGCAGGAAGGAGCAGGAGGAGGAGGAGGAGAAAAAAAGGGAAGAGGAGCGCAAGGAGAGGACGAAAGCUGGAGGCGGCACGGCAGGAGACCGGAGUGAGGGUGAGAAGGACAAGGACAGAGACAGAGAGAGGGACAGAGACCGGGAACGAGGUAGAGACAGGGACAGGGAGAGGGAGAGGGAAAAUGACAAACGCAGGGAUGGUUACCGUAGGCCGGGGGGCAGCGGGGCAGGCGGUGGCGGUGGCGGUGGUGGCGGCGGCGGUGGCGGCGGCGGCGGCGGUGGUGGUGGUGGAGGCAGCGGCGGCCGACGCUCGCGCAGUCGCAGCGACCCGCGAGAGAGGCGGCGCUAAUGGCCAAUGACCUGAUGGAACUGUCCUAGAGACCCCUCCCAACCCUCUCUUCCAUUUGCCUUUCACUACAUGUACUUUGUUACAACUAAGACCCAACAGAGGACCAACUGAUGUCGCACCACCUCUCAAAUUGUCACCUUUUUUAAAGCACAUCUACACCUACACAGUCACGCUUAAAGGGGACCAUGAUUUUUUGCAGUGUUGUUUCCCAGAGUGCUGUAUGUCUUGCUUUCGUCGAGGUUUGUUAUUUUUCCUUAUAUAUUUGCCUCUUUUUUUUUCUUUUUUUUCCCGUUUCGAUGGCACAGCAGUGUGGCACGCUGGGUGAUUCUGAUUAUUUCCCCUCAUGUCCCCCAGUUAACCCAAAGUGUAGGUGCCAAAUUUAAUUUGCAAAUCAAGUGCCGUCGCCUCUGCGUUUACCAUCUCUCUGCAACUGGGACGAGGAAUCCGUUUGUUGCUGCAUGUAGUUCAAGGCUCUCGUUGUCAGUCCUGCCUAAAGAGAAAACUCAGCGCCUUGUGCAGAGGCCCGCAAAAAUCUGCAAAUAUUGGAAUGAUAGGUGUGUUUGUCAUUUUGUACAGACAUGAGAUUAAUCCAAAUCGAGUCUUUAGCCGAGGCAGCUCCGGGCUGUUUCUGAUCAGGUGUAGAAUAACUACUAAGGCUCAGUGGGAGAGUCUGUCGCACCAGACACAAGUCAUGAUUAUUUCCUCCUCAUUGAUUCUCUUCUUCCUCCCGCCUCUCCCCCUCUUCCUCCAGUCCCUCUUACCCUGUGAUGUCCACACAGGCCCGAGAGUGGAGGUCGUAUUAUAAGUUUUCUCAACAAUGGUUUUAAUAUUGUUUUUUUUAAUCGUUAUUUCAUCAUUUAGUACAAAGGUUUUGUUUUCAUUUUUUCAUUUUCUUCUUUUGAGUACGCCUAUCAGUGGUGAAUGUACAAAUAAUAAAAAUUGAAGUUUGAA